AUGGCCCCCCAAAGUUCCUUCAAGGUCACUAAGUCUAGGAAAACACUCUCCAAAAAACCAAAACUGGCCACCAUUGCCGGAGAUAAUCCUUCUUCCUACGGACUUGCUACAAACGCUGUUAAUCAAAACGAUCCCGUUGCUAUCAACUAUGAAAUCGGACAUGCUCGCUCUUUCUACCCACACUCAAAUACCUUUAUACAUCUUAACGGCAUCUACUUCACCCUUGAAGAGUGCCAGCUCAUAUGCUUUCUACGCGAAAUGAGUGCAGACGUUGAUCUUGUCUCUGAGAUCAUAAAGCAUGAGCGGAAAUCUCCAGAGCCCGUCAACUGCGCCGGCUUGUAUGAGUAUAUUUGGAAUGCAAACCCUAGCGCAAUGACCGGCCAGGUCAUACUCCCUCUUCUUGCUGAUGUUGGAGCCGCACGGGCAAAAGCGCAGACCGCGUAUACAAAGUGGAUGGAGUACAUGACUGCGGUGGUUUGGAAGUAUCAGGAACAGCAACGGAAUCAAGAAGUCCUUAACAUGGCUCCUAAUCCAUUUUAUUGGAUGAAUUUAGUACCCAGGAGACCACUAUUCGGAGAGGUCAGCCACAUCCCAUAUUCUUGGACUGAGCCUGGGUGGGAUAUAGGAGCGGCAUUCAAUACGGCAGCGGUAUGGGAAUAG
Molecule: messenger RNA, 660 nt
Organism: Letharia columbiana
Lineage: Eukaryota; Fungi; Ascomycota; Lecanoromycetes; Lecanorales; Parmeliaceae
Exons: 4
Coding region: 1-660 (219 amino acids)
Source: RefSeq, a predicted model, not a curated record